AUGGAUGCUACUCUGCUCUGCAAUCUCAAAGGAGGUACCAGAGAGGUGACUCUGAGGCUUCGUCUGCUCCAUAUGUGGUAUGCCAAGAAUCCUUCUGGGACAAGGGUGUUUAAUCACUGUUGCCUCUGGGUGGAUCAGACGGGUAUGCUCAUUCAGAGCCUUGCUGAUGUCUCUAUUGGGUCUGAAUUUGAGCGUGUGCUGCGCGUGGGAGUUAUCUACGUUCUAAGGUCUUUUGGUCUCAGUGCUGCAAGGAAUCUCUAUCGUGCUUGCUCAUUUGAUCUGAUAAUAGAGUUGUCAGCAACAACUAUUUUCCAGGCCUGUUCUCUACCUGCAGCUGAAUUUCCAACUGAUUCCUUUGAGGUUGUUCCUUAUAGUGAGCUGUCUAACCGUUCAGGGGACAAUCGUAUCCUUGCAGAUGUUGUCGGCCGUCUUCAUUCUAUUAGCGGGAUUGAUCAUCAGGUUACUAAUCACGGGUCGACUCCAAAACAAGUUCUGGUCCUUGAGAAUGCACAAUAG
Molecule: messenger RNA, 516 nt
Organism: Linum trigynum
Lineage: Eukaryota; Viridiplantae; Streptophyta; Magnoliopsida; Malpighiales; Linaceae
Source: the annotation of a GenBank genome assembly